GUCCCGUCAUCCUCUUCCUGCUGUGAGAGCCUGUUGACACAUAACACCUCGUCCGGGUGGCAGAAACCAGCGGAGCAGCCGUCAAAACCCGUCUGACGUUUGGGUUUAAGCGAAACAGUGUCGCAAACAAGCUGACGAUGAGAUAAGGUGAAUGAAAGCCAUUCUCACUGCCAGAAAAUGAGGCUUCGGCUGGUGAAACGGAACCUGCUGGCUCUGCUGGGUGUUUCCUUUGUGGUUGUGACUCUCCUGUUUUCUACACGUGUGUUACUAGUAAACGAUAAUGACACGACUGGACCCAACAACGUGGUUCUGAUAAACCAGGUCGGGAAUUCUGGCGACACUGCGAAGUUCUCCUUUGGUUCGGUUGCAGAGUUGACGAAGUCCGUCUACAAUGCCAAUUAUAAGCAGUGUGUGCGAAACGCAGACAAGUUCCCAGGGGAGCCUCGACUGGUGCUGGUUGUGCAGGUCCACAACAGGCCCGAGUACCUCAGGCUGCUCAUCAGGUCGCUGGAGAAAGCUGCAGAGGUCCACAGCUUCCUCCUCAUCUUCAGCCACGACUACUUUUCAGAGGAAAUAAACGCCAUUGUGCAAGGGAUAACUUUCUGCAGAGUGCAGCAGAUUUAUUUCCCCUUCAGCACUCAGCUGUAUCCCAGUGAGUUUCCUGGGAAGGAUCCACGGGACUGCCCCCGGGACAUAUCCAAGGACGCCGCUCUCAAAACAGGAUGCCUGAACGCAGCACACCCGGACUCCUACGGACACUACAGGGAGGCCUUCAUCACUCAGACGAAGCACCACUGGUGGUGGAAGCUGCACUUUGUGUGGGAGCGGGUGCAGGCGAUGCAGGGCUACAGCGGCUUUGUGAUCUUCCUGGAGGAGGACAACUACAUCUUGCCAGACUUUUUCCAUUACUAUAAAUCAAUGCUGGAGUUCAGGAAGAACAGCUGCCCAGAUUGCGACACGCUGGCGUUGGGCAACCACAACGGCCUGACUGAUUUCAACACGCUGUCCAAUAAGGUGUUGACCACUGGGUGGAUGUCCACCAAACACAACAUAGGCAUGGCCAUCUCCAGAGAGAUGUACUACAAGCUGAUGGGCUGCAACAACGAGUACUGCACCUACGACGACUACAACUGGGACUGGACCCUGCAGCACCUGUCGGGAACCUGCAUAUCGAAGCCCCUCAAAGUGCUGGCGGCGCAGGGCUCCAGGGUCCUCCACACGGGGGACUGCGGCCUCCACCAGAAGGAAAACUGCCGACCGGAGUGGGCCUCGCAGAAGGUGGAGGAGGGCCUCCUUGCAGCCAAGGACAGCCUCUUCCCUCCAUCUCUCGUGCUCAGCGGCGCCACAGCGGCUGAGCACAAGGAGCACCAGAAGAACGGAGGGUGGGGCGACACUCGAGACCACAUUCUAUGCAAAAAUUACGCCAAGCGUCUUUGAGCUGUGACUUUUCCCUGAGCGACGUGGGUGAAAUGCUCAUUGAUAAUCUGCAGAUGUGCCAUUUAAUAAGUAACACUUCAGGGUUUCAGAGGCUGACGCGGCUGUGCUAAUAUUCGUCUUCCAAGAACUAGGACCGAAACCCACGUCCCAGAGUGCUGCAUGUACACAGCUAGACUUUUACUUAGUUUUUUAAGGCUUUUUUUUUUUUUUUUUUUUUUUUGAAUCACCAAAGCUGCAAGGUUGCCAAAGACUCCCUCGAUAUUUGUGUUGUGCUAAUAAUGCAAGCUCGGUCACGCUGUUUCAUGUCACCAGGUCUGUUGAUCUCUGGGUGUCUUACGAGCCAAAACAUUAGAGUAGAUUUAUUGCACAGUGCUGGGAAAUAAAGUAAACUAUAUCAGAAUGUACACACACACACACACACACAUAUAUUCAAUUUGUAUUUGCAAAUGAAUUCAUUGACUGGGAACAUUGCACAGGAUGUUGUUUAUUACAAGAAGAUCAAUGUGUUUGUGUGAAUGACUUGCAUAGAUUUUAUGAACAAUAAUCCAUUUUACGUGUACUUUUUAAGGUACGAUUUUAAGUGCAACAACAAAAGGGCACAUGUACACAGUGUACUGUACAGACUUAAGAGUUUUACACGUGUAUGACAAUCUUGACAACCGUCUCUUUGAAGAUGACCGUUGAUUUUUAUCAAUCCCUGCACAUGAUGGGAUUUGUGUUACUGAAUGUAACCUUCACUGUAACCAGGGGUCUUUCUUUUUGAGUUGAGGUCAGCUUCACUUACUUAAUCAGUCUGCUGCUCCCCUCCUGUAUUGACCCCUGGUUUACAACAAGAGAUCUGGCUUGAUAUUGAUUUUUUUUUUUUCUUUUGAUUGUGGCUUUAUAUUUGCUUUCUGAUAAGUGAAAAGUGGCCCUUUGGAGUCUAGUUCGAGGUCUUUCUUUCCGCAAACAUCCGGGGUCGUCUGUGAUUCUGCAUUUCUGAAUUUGCACCUUUGUUAGAGUUUUAUUUUUGGAUAUAAACAUCCAAAUGACUGCAGAAUUAAUUGGAUUUGGAUUUUAUAAAAAGCUGUUGCUGUUUUUUUUUUUUUUUUUUUGUAUUCAUUCAAUAGUUGGUGAAACUGAAAAAUGAACAACUUAAGCUGAAGUUUCCUCUUUACAGUGUGAAACUGAGAACAUUAACACACAUGCAUAUUGAUUCCAUUAUUGCCUUAAAUCUGACCAAAAGUGCCUUUUUACCUCGUGCCUCAACUUGGUUUUUUAUAUAUAUAAAAAAAGAAAUGUGAAUGGUAAUUUCACAGAAAUCUUCAUGUACAAUUAGGAUAAAUAAUUGCAUCACCUGGAAAGAUGAGGUCAGAUUAGUGGUUUAAUCUGAUAUUAGUGCCUUAUGGAGAUUCCUGGUAAAGAAAUAUGAAGUGAAUGUGACAAUGAGCACAAUCAUUUCUUAAAUAACAUGUCAAAGAUGGCCCAAUACAUCAAAACAUAUUUUGUACAGAUGACCUUCUCCGAUGGUGUAUGUAUGUGGGAUUUAUGGUUCUGUAGUUGGUUGAGAACAAGACCAACUUUAUUUUCUAGCAUGUUUCCUGUUCUUUCUGAUAAUCACUUGAAAUAGCUGUUCAUUGUUCACCUAAUGUUUGCCAAAUGGGGAAAAAAAUAAAAGGCUGAAUUUUCA
Messenger RNA from Anoplopoma fimbria (sablefish), 3106 nucleotides. Its product is annotated as alpha-1,6-mannosyl-glycoprotein 2-beta-N-acetylglucosaminyltransferase. Bases 178 to 1437 code for a protein of 419 amino acids. The record is from RefSeq and is a predicted model, not a curated record. Gene Ontology annotation, molecular function: alpha-1,6-mannosylglycoprotein 2-beta-N-acetylglucosaminyltransferase activity. Gene Ontology annotation, biological process: oligosaccharide biosynthetic process; protein N-linked glycosylation. Lineage: Eukaryota; Metazoa; Chordata; Actinopteri; Perciformes; Anoplopomatidae. Gene Ontology annotation, cellular component: Golgi stack; Golgi membrane. The transcript has 2 exons.